Messenger RNA from Ornithodoros turicata, 1291 nucleotides. RefSeq names its product adenosine receptor A1-like. Gene Ontology annotation, cellular component: plasma membrane. The coding region runs from base 35 to 1144 and encodes 369 amino acids. NCBI's taxonomy places the organism in Eukaryota, Metazoa, Arthropoda, Arachnida, Ixodida, Argasidae. Gene Ontology annotation, molecular function: G protein-coupled receptor activity. Gene Ontology annotation, biological process: G protein-coupled receptor signaling pathway. The transcript has a single exon. The record is from RefSeq and is a predicted model, not a curated record.
CGGAACGAGAGGUGGCAAGAGGUGAAUCACAGCCAUGGCCGAACACCAAUCUACCUCUUUCACGAUGUCUCCCCCAAACUGGACAGACUUUCGCAACUACCUCAAUGUGACUGUUCCAGAACAUGUAGACAUUGCACGCGAUGUAUACCGACACGCCAUACCCGUCAUGCUCGGCGCCUGUCUCACGACCAUGCUUUUCAACCUGCUCAUUUUGGAAUCUGUGCACUGGGUACGACGAUCUCUCUCCCCUACGCUGUGCUUCAGCCUCAGUUUGUCUGUGGCGAACGCGUACGCGUCUCUGGUCGUGGGCGUCGGACUAAUCGUAAACAGCCUCCUCCCGACUGUUUACGACGUGGAACCAGGCCUGUGCAUCUCCUUAACCCUAGAAGCCUUCCGACUGACCGGGCUCAUUGCGUCUGUGUUACACUUGCUCGCGCUAGCUAUCAACCAUUACAUCGGCAUACUCCGACCGUUACACUACGCUGCAACCGUCACCAAGCGGACAGUGGGACUAGCGAUCGCUUCCAUGUGGCUACUCCCACUUGCGUUCUUCUUCAUCUACUUCUGCAGCGUACCAGGUCAGGGAUUUCAGUCACGAGACUGCCUCUACGACUUCAUCCUUUGCAGCCCGUUCCGUAUUACGCUCUCCGGAUUGUUCUUUUUCCCGUUGGUGAUGAUGACUUUGAUCUAUGGCCACAUCUUCAUUGUUGUCCGUCGACAUCAGCGCGGCGCUGGCAUCGCAGUGUCCCUCCCGGGUCAGCUUCGUCGCAGCAUCAAGGCAAUGGUCACGACGCUGCUGAUUCUAGGAACGUACCUGCUAGGAUGGGUGCCAGCGGUUAUCUUUUAUGUCCUCACGUGUUUAGACUGUGCACUACCUAUUAUAUCGUUGCCUCUGGAUGUGCGCCUGACGUUCGGUAUCCUCACCAACUCUUUGGUGCUUCUCAAGUCCCUGGCGGACCCUGUAAUCUAUGUUGUGCGAAUGCCGGAGAUCCAGAGCGCUUUUCGUCUUAUGUGGUUGUCUCGAUGUGGACUGCUGCAGCUGCCCCGUGCGGGAAGCGAAAUGACGAGAAUGCAGACCCGCAUGACGGAUACGAAACGCAGCUUCAACGGAAUAGGAAGCACGAAAUCGCGUAGCAAGAGAUAAGCGUCUACUCAAGGAGCGACACUUAUGCGUGGAGAAAAGAAAGCAAGGGUAUUCGCGACUCACCUUCUUUGGGGUCUAUCUGGGACAGUAAAUGCACAUAAUUUGCAAAUGCCAAUUUAGGGGCCAUUUUGGUGCGUUACGGUCACA